AUGGAUCCUCUCUCUACAAUCGGAGUGGCAGCAGCCAGCGUCCAAUUUGCAGGUGUAGCCGUCCAAAGCUUGAUCAAAACGAUUGAUCUCAUUCGAAAGAUUCAUGAUAUCCCAAAAGAUACCAAACAGCUUCUUGACUACAUAGAUCGAGAGCUUGCAUUAGUCAAUGAACUAUUGCGCCCCGACACAUCCACAUAUGCUUACAUUUCUACCAACCAGUACUCUCAGCUCUCAACGCCUGCGAUCGAGGCUCGAAAAGCGUUGGAAGAAAUUCAGAAAACCCUUCAGCCAUUGGUCACCGUUCUAGGUGACCCACAUCAUAGAGAUGGCGCUGGAAAGCGAAUAGUUCGACUGUGGAAGUCGAUCAACACCGUUCAAACAGUGAAGAGGGUAGAAGAGAAGAUGAAGACCGUGGAAAGACUCAAAAGUAGCCUCAUGAGCCAUUUACAAAUGGCUGGGUUAGAAACACAGUCGGUACUAAGAAAUCGCACUACCAUGAUUCGAGACAUGACUCAAUCAAAUUCGGCCCGUGUCAACGAGACAAUUCAAUCAUUGCAGCAUCUCCAUGAUACACAUGACCAGAACAACUACAAACUACACAGUUCAAUGGCAACUAUUACCCAAGAAAUAAACGCAACAAGUCGUGAGGUAGUGGAAACUCGAAUGCUCCUCAGUCAGGAAGCUACUAGUACUACUGAGGCGAUAAGUGGUGUCAGGAAACACUUAGCCGAGGUAUCGAAGGACCAUAAAGCUCUGAAGAUUGCGGUGGAUCGGAUUGAAACCACUUUCUCCGAUUACAAGCUUGCGGUGCAUGCGCAUGUGAGAGCCGAAAACGAAGCGAAGGCUGAACUUCGCACACAACAAGUUAUGGAUCGAACCGCUUUCCUAGAAGAUCUACGCAACGAACUACAAGACCAGCUCAGGGCAGUGAUUCCAUAUCUGCAUGCCCCUGGUAAUGCGGUCCCCGAACUGGAGACUUCGACAUAUGAAGUGAAUAUCCCAGCAGGCACAGCCAGCAUCAAUUGCACCGCCCCUAUGACGACACACACAAAUCGACUCCAAGACUCAGAGCACUCCGAAAACACCGUCAGAUCUCUGAGGUGCAAGUGCAAUCAAGGAAAAAUAACUGAAGUCAGGAACUAUGGACCACUCGGAUUCAAAAUCGAGAAUCAUACCCCUCAAAAUUGCCCUUUCCAUGGUAAAGUCUCAUAUUGGUGCUACUCUAUCGUAGCUGCAUUGAGCCCAUGGCUCCAGGGGGCGUUAGAAUUCACCAUUGGAGCGUCGAGCAGAAAUCGGGUGUGGUCUAUAACACCAUCCUUAAGAUUCCGAGCUAUUGUCCGACGGGUGGAUAGCCCAUUCUUCACUCUUUUUGAUGAAUUUGUUGCGCGGUGUCCGACCUUUUCCCACCUUGAAGCAAUUGGUGAUUCCCGUCCAUUGCUUUGGAGACCAGGUGAAGGAUCAGGGCAUCUAACCUGGAAUCAUGAAUUCACUCGAGAGUGCAUGUCAGACCUGAUCCAUGGGAUAAAAAGAACAAUCUCACUGGGACAGGCUUCUGCAAGCGACGUUGAUGAGAAUAACAAUACUCUUCUGACGGAGAUCAUAUACCUCGUGUUGCUAUUAGGUCGAGAAGUAGAUCACUUAACUUUUGAAUUGAACGAACUCCUCGAAAUCGCCCAGGGGGCCAACGUUGACCCAUGGGCAGAGACUGGGGUAGAAGGUAGAGGUUAUUCAACCAAACCCGUCAAAAUACGGGCAAUGAAACCCGACUUUCGGCCACCGACUCACUGCCUAAACGAAGCUUUUAUGAUGCGUGGUGACCCACUCCCUACAUUUAUACGGAACAUUAUCAAGUACGAGGGCGUGACCGAAUCACUCAGCACCUUUCAGUAUCCUCCAGGGCCUUUUGGAUCAAAUAUUGGGAUGAGAAGAGACUGGCUUCGUUCCAUACGAGCAUACCCUGAAAUUGUUGAGGCUUGGGACAGUGGUCUGAGCAUGGCCAUACUGAUGAGAUCUCUGCCCGGUCUGCAAAAGUUCUUCAAUGAUGAGAAGUUAGGAUACAGCCACUCACAUGGUAGGCUGACGCCUAUCGAGCUUGCUAUCGGCUGGCCCGACGGCCUGCGAUUCUUCGUGGGACAGGGAUGUCAAGUGAGCGAAGCCUUCGGAGUCUCAUGUGAAUUAGGCGAUGCCGAAUCUGCAUCCAUCCUUCUUUCCUCACCUGGAGUAUUUUGUCCAUUUUUACCCAAUCUUCUGUGGGCAAGUGCCAAAAAGAGCAAGGUCAUAUUCCAAAUGGCUGCCACAGAACUACAGCACCGGCUCGGGGAACUGAAGAGGGUUGCCUCAAACCACUUGACCAUCCUGGAAACCAAAGAGAUGGGCUUGGAUGGUCCCUGGAUGCCAACUUAUGGCGCGCAUGACAUUUACUCAAUAUUGGCACGAAAAAUAAGGAUACCACCAAAGCUCGACGUUUGCCAAGGAUGCUCGCCACACUGUGCUCACAAUACAGAACUGUGGACUCCCCGGGAGAGCAUUAAACUUCACAAGAUUCUUUACGACGUUGGAUUUGUGGACCUAGAUGCACAGUGUGCUCAUGGUUUCACACCACUAGCCGAAUUUUGCAUUAAGUCAAGUUCAACGAGGAACAAAACUUUACACGGCUGGACACGAUCUUGGAAUCAUGGAGUUGCAUGGUUCAUCGAACGAGGUGCAAGUACAACUUUUGAUUUUCGGGGAAACGGACAGCCAAUCUGGCCUCAUUUGCAAUUUUACAUCAGCUGGAUGGUAGGCCUCAUAGGCGAUAUAGACCAGCGCGUCUCUGUCGCAUGCAACGAGCAAUUGCUUGGCGAUCAGUGUGCAUGUUAUUGCUCAUCGAGUGGCUGCAUUGCCCCUUUCGCGAUUUGGCGUUGUCAGUCGAAAUGUACAGCCGUGGAGACGCCGUUGGGACCAGACUGUCGAUGCGACAGACGCCUUCGCUUUCGUAUGCAACGCCUAUCACGAUGGAUCAAGGAAACGCGAUUCAGCAGAGCUCAAGAGCAGUCUUGUUAUCGCAGAAUUUGUCGCCUAGAGUUGUUCGAGCGUCUCGGCAUGGUACAUACUUGCUGUGUUGCGCAUUCCGACUAUCGCGAAGCGGAACGCGCAGAGAUCUGGGCUGAAGAUGAGUCCGCUUCUGAGCAACUCGAAUCACUGAUGUCUAUAUAUGACACUGCAAAGAUGUUGUAUCGCGGGGUUUCUUUAUCGGUGUUCUGGGCAGCUUGGUGGGGCGUCGUUGACAAGAUUCUACCGCUAUUCAAAGCUGAAGAACUAUGCUCCGAGCCUCACCUUCUAUUAGGCCUGGAUUCUUCUAAUCGUGAGAGGGCUCGUGCAUUCGUAGCACAAAGUCGCGACGAGCGCUGGGGAAUUCUCAUGAAGGAUGCCGGAUACGAGGGCUGGGACUUUAAAGAAGUGAUCAAAGAUCACUUCACAAAGUUCUUGAUGCAAGCCAAGGGAUACAGUCAAAGUCGCGCGUCGUGGAGAAGGCAUCGUCUCGUGGGCAGGCCACGGCCACCAAAGAAGAAACGUCAAGAACACGGAAGAAGCCACAACGUAUUGACUCCUGCAUUAGACCCCGACGAAGAUGACGAAUGA
Pestalotiopsis fici W106-1 is the source of this 3621-nucleotide messenger RNA. RefSeq lists its product as uncharacterized. The transcript is spliced from 4 exons. The record is from RefSeq and is a predicted model, not a curated record. NCBI's taxonomy places the organism in Eukaryota, Fungi, Ascomycota, Sordariomycetes, Amphisphaeriales, Sporocadaceae. Bases 1 to 3621 code for a protein of 1206 amino acids.